UUCCAAUCAACCUCUAUAAAACCCUGUUUUCUAGAUCUCAAACAGCAUCAAACUCUGCUUUCUUUCACAAAAUGGCAGCAACCGGCUUUCUCGGUAUUAUCAUUCUCAUUAUCACCUUUAGUAUAGGUUCAACUGAUGCUCAAUUACAGAUGAAUUUCUACGCUAAAACCUGCCCCAAAGCUGAGGAAAUCAUCUCAGAUUACGUUAAACAACACAUCCCCAAUGCCCCAUCACUGGCUGCCACCCUCAUUCGAAUGCACUUCCAUGAUUGCUUCGUCAGGGGCUGUGAUGCUUCAGUGCUUUUAAACUCCACAAAUGGCGAAAAGAAUGCUGUCCCGAAUCAAACACUUAGGGGCUUCGAUUUCAUCGACAGAGUGAAAAGCCUCCUCGAAGCAGAAUGUCCCGGCGUUGUCUCAUGUGCCGACAUAAUCACUUUAGUUGCCCGGGACUCGAUCGUCACCGCCGGUGGUCCAUCUUGGCAAGUUCCAACAGGAAGAAGAGACGGAGUGAUCUCCAAUGUCACCGAAGCAAACAACAACAUUCCAGCCCCUUUCAGCAACUUCACAACUCUCCUUAGACUAUUCAACAACCAAGGACUCGAUACGAACGACUUGGUUCUCCUCUCGGGGGCUCACACCAUCGGCAUAGCUCACUGCCCUGCGUUUUCGCGUCGGUUGUACAACUCGACCGGCCCCGGUGGAGUUGACCCGACGCUCGACAGCGAAUACGCCGCUAAUCUAAAGGCGAACAAGUGUAGGACACCCAACGACAACACCACAAAAGUAGAGAUGGACCCUGGGAGCCGUAAGUCCUUCGAUCUUAGCUACUACACUUUGUUAACAAAAAGAAGGGGUCUCUUCAAUUCCGACGCUGCUUUAACUACCGACUCGACUAGCGUGGCGCUCAUCAACCAGCUUCUCUCGAACCCUCCGUCCUUCUUCUACGCUCAGUUUGCUAAAGCCAUGGAGAAAAUGGGUCGGAUCAACGUCAAAACCGGAUCCCAAGGACAGAUAAGGAAGCAAUGCGCUUUUGUCAACAGUUAAAAUCUUCUUUUUUCUUCUUUUGUUCAUGUGAUGAGUGAUGAAUAAUUGAGCUCACUGUUUUCUUUUCUUUUGAUGUGAUCUUUUGGGUAACUGAGCUCAUUUAAUAAUGUUAACUGUGUUGUGUAUUUACCUGGAUUGUUGAAAAACUAAUUAUUAAUUUAUCAGCUUUUCCUUUCA
Messenger RNA from Hibiscus syriacus, 1220 nucleotides. RefSeq names its product peroxidase 3-like. Gene Ontology annotation, molecular function: peroxidase activity; heme binding. The record is from RefSeq and is a predicted model, not a curated record. Gene Ontology annotation, cellular component: plasmodesma; plant-type cell wall. The coding region runs from base 72 to 1043 and encodes 323 amino acids. NCBI's taxonomy places the organism in Eukaryota, Viridiplantae, Streptophyta, Magnoliopsida, Malvales, Malvaceae. The transcript is spliced from 3 exons. Gene Ontology annotation, biological process: hydrogen peroxide catabolic process; response to oxidative stress.